Messenger RNA from Xiphophorus maculatus (southern platyfish), 3499 nucleotides. RefSeq names its product thioredoxin related transmembrane protein 2 (gene tmx2a). Gene Ontology annotation, biological process: brain development. Gene Ontology annotation, molecular function: disulfide oxidoreductase activity. The transcript is spliced from 8 exons. NCBI's taxonomy places the organism in Eukaryota, Metazoa, Chordata, Actinopteri, Cyprinodontiformes, Poeciliidae. Gene Ontology annotation, cellular component: membrane-bounded organelle. The coding region runs from base 96 to 998 and encodes 300 amino acids. The record is from RefSeq and is a predicted model, not a curated record.
UUUGACGCGCAGGCGCAGUGUGUAACCCAGACCGUUCAGCUGUCAUUUCAUUUCACCCCUGUGGUCUGUCCUGGUGGGCUGUCUCCUCUAACACUAUGGGGUUAAUCACAGGAGUGUUUGCCUUCUUGUAUCAUCUACCGCAGAUUUACAAAUGGCUGCUGAAACCUUACUACAUCGUGUCGUUCCUUUUGACCGUCGCUUUCUUAGUGGUCAGGAAGGCUCCAGGACUGUGUGAACACCUGGCGACCGACCGGGAGGACGGCAACUCCUGCGACUUCGACUGGAGAGAAGUGGAGAUACUCAUGUUUCUGAGUGCGAUUGUGAUGAUGAAGAAUAGAAGAGCCAUAACACUGGAGCAGCACAUAGGCAACUUGUUCAUGUUCAGCAAAGUGGCCAAUGCGAUCCUCUUCUUCAGGCUGGACAUUCGGCUUGGUAUUCUCUACCUUGCACUGUGUGUAGCAUUUGUCAUGACGUGCAGGCCUCCUCUCUACAUGGGCCCAGAGUACAUAAAGUACUUCAGUGACAAAACCAUAGAUGAGGAGCUGCAGAAGGACGGUCGCGUCACCUGGAUUGUUGAGUUUUACGCCAACUGGUCGUCUGACUGCCAGUCCUUUGCUCCCAUCUUUGCCAACCUUUCUCUUAAAUACAACUGCGCUGGACUCAGGUUUGGAAAGGUGGACAUUGGUCGCUAUGGAGAGGUUUCACAAAGGUACAAGGUGAGCACAUCUCCUCUGGCUAAGCAGCUGCCAUCACUGCUGCUUUUUCAAGGAGGACGGGAAGUUAUGAGACGUCCAAUGGUGGACAGCAAAGGGAGAGCUGUGUCUUGGACCUUUAAUGAGGAGAAUAUUAUUCGAGAGUUCAACCUGAAUGAGCUUUUCCAAAAGUCCAAGAAGCUGAACAAGAAGCAGAACGGUUUUCAGACAGAAGAUGGCAGCGGAGAGCUUCAGCAGGAAACCAGCGAAGUGGAACAGUCAACAGAAAGCAAGAAAGACCAAUGAAGAAAUCCAGCAAGUAACAGGAUCGGUUCAAUUUUUUUUUUCUGAUGUUGCAUUUUGGAUAAACUUUAAAAAAAAAGAAUAGAAUGGAGUACUGAAAGCUGGUUCACCUGUCAGACUCAAACUCCAGGGAGAAUCGAAGCCCAAAAAAACUGGAACAUGAACAAAGUCUUACUGCUACAUGUUUGAACCAAAACCAAGCAGAAGUUUAAGUUAUUUAAGUAGACAUUUUUAGGAAUUUUUUGUUAAUUUUUAGAUGACUGAGUUCAACUUCACAGCUGCAUGUGAAUGUCUGCUACCUGUAUUUGUUACCCUGUUUACUCUACCAAAGUAAAAACAUGUUCAAAAAACAAGACCCAUCACAUUUUUAUUUAAACAGAUUGACCUUUUAUUCUGAGAAGACAUCUUCUUAAAAAUUCUUUAUAAGGCCAUUUUGGAAAUGUAUCUCAUAUACUCACUACAGAUAUUUGUGAAACUCACUCCAUCCGUCACAACCCACAAUAUCAAUAUUUAUUCUCACGAAGAAGUAUACUUGCUACUCGCACAUUUCGUCCAUAUUGCGAACCUUGGCCGACGCAGUGAGAAGUAACGCAGAUUUGUGCCAUUAACGACGUUGGUUUCUGUCACCCGCAUGUGAGCAUGGUGGAAUUGACAGUCACACAAGAAUGCACGCAAGUGAAGCAGUCAGCAUGGCCAAGAACAGGAGAAAAAUAAAAAAUAAAAAAAAUCACAUGCACACUAAAGAUGUAGCCUGGUUGGGUUGGAAACUCACAACACAGUUGUUUGGGUCAGUUCAUACUCAUGUGAUUAAAGCGUUCAUUUCCCUCCUAAACAUGUGGCACAUUCACACCGCUUCGACAUUCUACUCCAAACACUAUUAUGGGCCUGGAACAGGAAACAAUUUAAUAAAUUAAAAACUCUGUGAUGCCCAAACCAGAACGAGAAACACAUCUCCCUUCAUCUAAUUCUUUUUUUCUUGAACGUGGCAAAAGUAAAAAAAAAUUAAUGAGCCAAUCAAUGAGAUCAAAGUCACUUUUCAAACUGGAGUCACCAUUAGGCAUGGGCUGGUCGACUUUAUGAAGGUAAACCAAUGUCUUAAACAGCUACUGCCUUAAAACUGGUCAAAUUCUUUCAUUUUUAUAAAGUCAUCAUCUAUUGCUGUGCAUUAGAAGGAUGGUCAGCUGGCUGAAAGAUGGCUAUACAAUAUUUCCCAAAUUCUAGGAAAAAUGCAUGUCACUGUUUAGAGACAUGUACAUUCUUAAACAUGAAGUGUUGCAUGCUUUUAAGGAAACCAAAAACUACAGAGCUCAGAGCAGAGCAUCUUUGAAGCAGCUGACUGCAGGCUAGCUACCUGAGCAGACAGCCUGAAUAAUUUAGAUUAGCUUGUUAGACUGUUACUCCAUGAAGGGAAGAAAGGUUAAAAACUUAUUAUAUUCUACACAAAAUGCUCAUUUACUAGAGGACAAAUACUUAAUUGAGAGGCAGUUUAAUCAAACCUUAAAGUGUAUUAAUUUUAGCAGCAUGUUUCUUUUGAAUGUAAAUAAUAUUUUUUUGGAAAAUUCCAACCUCAAUGACUUAGGCACAUUACUGGAGAUUAAUCACCAAAAUACUACUGAAAACAUACAAAAAGCUGAAUAAAAAUUGUAUGGUUUAAGAAAUACUUUUGUAAUUUUUGACAUGCCAUUUUUAUGAUGAAUAAACACUGCUUAUUUUUCAUUAAUAUAUAUAUAUAUAUAUUUUUUUUAGAUUAGACGGUCUCAUUUCAUAUCAGAAACAAAUGUCUCAAGUCAAAUAAAAAUAAUUUUAAAUUUAAAUCUGCCAGUGGCAUGAAUAAUUUGUGAGUUAGGUGUGCAUUAAGAUCAAAACAAUUAAAAUGAUUGUUUUUCCGUUUAAAAUAAAGCAAAUAUCAAAUUGUAUACAUCUGUUUGAAGUAGUAAUACUGUGAAACCUGUACCUUAUGCUAUAAUGUUAGAACCUCAGACCAGCCCAUGCCUAAUCACUAUGAAUAUUCAAUCAAAUAAAAAACAAACAAAAAAAGCAAGUCAGUCUCUCUUUGCUCCAUUUAGUGGCAUCUUGCAUAAACAUUUUAAUAUAAAGAUGUUCAGACUAUUCUGCUGAAACUGAUUUAAUUAGUGCAGAUUAUUCUGUCUGGUGAAAUAAAUAAGCCCUUCCCUUUCUGCCCACUAUUUGGCUAAACAUCCGUUAAAAAAAAUAUAUGGUCGCUAGCAUUCAAAACUAAUUGACAAUUUACAGAAAAGGGAAAAUGAAAUAAAACAAAAACACUAUAAAGACAUACGACGAUCUUAAAGCUACAGACAGAUUUUGCAUAAUGCUUCUAGCAUAAACAUUACAAGCGUACAUUCCACAACGAUGCUUGUGCUGCGACUGGGGGGGAUGAAAAUUUCUUUGUGGCUUUCUUAAAAAAUAAUUUUGAUUAUUUGCCACACCUGGUGUCCGGCAAGGAUCCUCUCCAUCUUUGGAUGUCAAAAAAAAAAAAACUCCAU